UUUAUAUGGCCGCAGCCAGAUUGGGAAGCUGCUUUUUGUGCACUUGUCCUCCGCCCAGCUGGCUCAUAUCUCUGAGAGUCAGUCACUCUCCAUUGGGCAAGCAACAGCAGGGGAAGAGCAGCUUUCCUCCUAGCUACAGGACAGUUUCUCAGAAGUGGGAAAUGGUUAAGAUCCUCAUCCUGGGAACUCCGAACACAGGAAAGACAGCCUUGUGCGUUCGUUUCAUGACCAAGCGGUUCAUUGGUGAAUAUGACCACAAGAAGGAGGUGACCUACAGAUGCUGUCGUCUGGUCGACCAGGAAGCUGUUGACCUUGAAAUCUUGGAUCCAGCUUCUAAGGAGAACUGUGCGCCUUCUCUGGAGGCUUCCAUCCGCUGGGCUGAUGGCUUCUUGUUGCUCUAUUCCAUCACGCACCGCCAAAGUUUCUUGGAGGUCUCACGGCUCAAAAGACUCAUUGACCAAACCAAAAGGAGUCUGGCUGUCCCAGCAGUGCUGGUUGCCAAUAAAACAGACUUGGAAAUUGGCAGGGAGGUGACAACAGAAGAAGGACCACCUGCAACGUUUGGUUUAGGUUUUAAGUGCAUUUUUAAUUUUAUUGCUUAA
Molecule: messenger RNA, 602 nt
Organism: Syngnathus acus (greater pipefish)
Lineage: Eukaryota; Metazoa; Chordata; Actinopteri; Syngnathiformes; Syngnathidae
Product: ras-related and estrogen-regulated growth inhibitor-like
Exons: 6
Coding region: 6-602 (198 amino acids)
Molecular function (GO): GTPase activity; GTP binding
Source: RefSeq, a predicted model, not a curated record